AUGGCAAGACAAACGAAGAAAUCCAAGCCGGAAGGCGUGCGAUACACUCGAGUUUCUAUCCCUGACAUACCAAAAUGGGAUGCGAAAGCGAAUCGCGAUCUUCCUGACGACCUGUACUACGGCGGUGGGAGUGAAUUUUCUUUCCGUAACCCAGUAUGGAUAAACGACGUAGGGCACGGAGCUUGGGACGACGAAGGACCGGGCCCAGACGAGAAAAAUUUAGCCAGUAGGUGGACUUGCUGGCCUAUGACCCAAUAUCUCCGGCACCGUCGACUGGCUCGUUUAGCAGCUUCGGAGGCAGGAGAGGUGCAAAAGUUCUUGGGAAUGGUCGCGAACCACUCUAUGCACUGUUGGCCGCCAGUGUGGGAAUUAAUGUUUAUAGACUACAAGGGACACUCCAGAAAGUUAGCUCUUCAACUUAUCGGCGUCAAGGAUUCUCCCAAAGGCAUGCCUUUUCCAAGAAUGGAUAAAGGGUUUCUCGAUCUUGGCCCAGAUUUAGCUCUCGACGGGUGUGAGCUGGUCAUUCUUACGCAGGAAAUGAGGGAUACAUUCAGCCAGGUACUGGAGCAAAGGCGUAUUCGAGUGAAACAAUGGUUUCCCAAUAACAAAAGGGAACUGACUGGCGGCAAGGGCCUCAAAGCUAUACUGAAAACGGACAUUGAGAAGACGCGCCUUCCCCAGGCGAAGCACGUCUACUCACGUAUGCUCUACGCUAAACGGGGUCUCCGUGAAAAAGUCGUAGCUGAAGCGGCAAGAACUGGAGAGCCUCCCAAUAGUAUCGCCGUUAUCUCUCGGAUGACUAAUGCAGAGUGGAAGAAGGAGACACCGGAGGUCAGGGCUGAGGUCAUGAGCAUACAGUCAGAGCAGAAGAAGCAGGUUGUGGCAGUGAAAGCUCAUCGCUACGACGACAUUGCUUUUGCUACUCAGCAGAAAAAACAACUGUUUGAGGCCGUAACGGGUUGGGGAUUCGUCGUUGUUGGUGCUGGAAUUGACUCCGGUAGUGAAAAUCUGAGAAGCUGCAGCUGGGAGUAUGGGACGGGUCUUGCAUCUGGUAAAGAGUUCUUUGACAGUUUCGACAGAGACGCAGCUGCAGGCCUGCGGCCCUCUGCUCGCUCAUAUGCGAAAUACGGAACAUACGUCCAACAGAAGCCUCAGGAACCCGUGGCAUCGUCAUCAUCUAUGGAUGUUGAUCUUGUAGCACAUGAUGUUCCAAAAGUGGCACCAGGCAAUAACAAUUCAAAUUUGCCUCCUGUGAACAAUCUCCUGCCUGACGAGUCCCUUCCUGGUGAGCCCCCUCAGGAAACAUCAUCUUUGGAUACCGUGGAUGAGCCCUUGCCCGACGAGCCCCUUCCUAAUGAGCCUCCUCAGGGAACGUCAUCUGCAGAUGAGCCCCUUCCCCUUCUCUCAUCAAAUCGAACCCCAGACUUGCCUGUUCCAUCAGGUUCUGAGAUGGACGUAGACUCGCUCCUUGCCGCUUGGAAUAGCGGCCAAUUAUCUAUGCCUAACGCGAAUUCCAUGUACUGUCAAUCCUCUCAAAACAAUUCGGUAUCCCAAAACAAUGCCCUGUUCUUUCAAUCCCCUCAAGGAAGCCCGGUAUAUGACGAUUAUGCCCUUCUUCAGCUUCUACAUGAUAACUCGUUCCCCGUUACUAAUGAGUUUCAACCUAAUAUACCGGCACCGUCGAGUAGCAAUAACGUCUGGUCGGAUUCCUUCUGGAACAGUUAUGGCCAUAUUUCACCUGGCCCUUCCUUGCUCAAUCCCACAUACUCGAGCUACAAUUCAUCCCAAACCGAAUCUAGCACGUCUUCCAUGGCAUUUACUUCGUCAUUAUCUCCCUCCUUCGUUGCGCCACCCUCCUUUCCCUCCACCGAAUCUAGUAUGUCUUCUAUGGCGUUUACUUCGUCAUCCUCCGUUGCACCAUCCUCCUUUCCCUCCACCAUCAUGCCAUCCGAGGAUGUGGAAAUGUCAGAGGUUGAGACGAUAUCGGACCUUGCAACGAAAAACAAACAACAAGAGCCUGUCCAAUCCAAUCGAGCGUCGGCUGAAGUCCAUCCUCGCACCCUUUCGAACAGAUCAGCUGAACAGGUAUUGGCACCUGUGAUCCCCCAGCAGGCCCGAAACCGUAAACCACCUGGCCCUAGAGAAGUGAAAACUCUCAUUGGCAGCGAACAGAGCACCCCUGUUUGGCAACUUCAAAGCCUUGCUUCAAUGCAGGAUCCCACAUUCAGCGACAAUUGGGCGAAGUUGCUGGACAAGUGGGAUGCCUUGGAGACCAUCCUGAGUAAAGAGAAGUCCUCAGGAAAAUUACAGGCGCCUAAAAAAAGGCCAAGUGUUUUGGCUGUAUGGUUGGAUGGCAUUCACUCGUUUAGCGAUCUUCUCUCUAUUAACGAUAUCGAUCAAUUUGGUGAUGCUAUGGUAAUGUGGUGGAAUUCAAUUCAACCAAACUGGAGGCAGAGUGCAGAGGGGCUGCCGCUACGCAAGUACGAUGAUUCAUUUAUGUGUCUGCGCAAAGGAGGCCAGAAUGGGAUUGUCACGGUGAUAUUUGGUCUUUUCUGGUGGAGAAAGAAUCUGGAUGAUCCAUCGCAAUGGUCUGCCUUGAUAACAGACAUCAGUGAUAUGUUUGACGCUCUCCUCAAUGCUACCGGACCUGAAAAGCGUCGUAUUCGAUAA
Molecule: messenger RNA, 2670 nt
Organism: Desarmillaria tabescens
Lineage: Eukaryota; Fungi; Basidiomycota; Agaricomycetes; Agaricales; Physalacriaceae
Exons: 8
Coding region: 1-2670 (889 amino acids)
Source: RefSeq, a predicted model, not a curated record